GAUAUCCAACAGCAAAAGAGUAGCCACAGGAAAGGCUUAAUCAGCUUUGAUACUAAAUAGGGGCAAGGAUGAGGGUUGAACUUGUAAAUUCUACUUUUGAUUAUAAGAGCCCUGUGAUUACAACAUGGCACCGGAGUGUAUGUUCCUUCCACCCUUUCCACCUUGCUAUUUCUAGGUAAGUUAGGAGCUGACUGACACAAAGGCUUGUUAUGAGAAGAUUUUUGCUCAGUGUUCCAGAGCGGAAUUUUACCCCCGUGAUUAGUUUAUGUCUCAGUAUAUUUGCAUUUUUUAAAUUAUGUAUUGGGAAACGAUUUAUUGCUGUAAAAAUGCAGUCAUUUUUAAGAAUUUUAAAAAAUCAGGAUGUCUUUCUUCUUAAGACAAUGGACUGGAUUAGUCAUUCUUCUGAGAAAUUUAGAUUGCAUUAAUAUAGGGUGACAAGCAUACUCAAGACAUGAAUAUUUUCAGAAGUUUAUUGAACUAUAGCCAGUUCUCAUCAUAAAAUGAUUUUUAAAGUGCUGUGUCUUAUGUUUUAUUUUGGAAUACUAUGUUUUAAAUGAGUGAGAAAUGCUAAAUCAUCCUGACUAAAUAGGAUUUUGAUGAUUUCCCAGAGGAAUUGGAAACUAGGUAAUUUUAUAAUGGAAUUGAAAAAUUCUUCUCAACCAUUCUGGAAGUAAAAAUUGAUAAUGGGUAUGAUUUUAAUUGAUGAGCAGUCAUCUAGUGUGACCUUAGGAAAACUUCACUGUACAUAGGUUGCUGAAAAUUAAUAUGGUUUUUGGUUUAAAAAAUGUAAGCUUAUUAGCAUUUAUGGGAAAUAAUUUGAAAGUGAUUUAAAAAGUGAUUUCUUUACUUUUUUUCCCUUGAAUUCUUUAUUCAGUUUUGAUCAGCUUGCCACAGUAAAAUUGUUAAAUUUUGUGUCUUGAGAUCAAAGAGUACGUGAAUCAUUAUGUCCAUGUGGACAUUGUGUUUUUGUAUUUUAAAGUUCUUGCUGUGACACUGACACAUUACUGCCUUUUCAUUUGUCUGUUUGAAUGGCAGGUGUCUAUUAUGUCUAGAAAGUAGCCAAUGGAAUUAGUGGAUCAAAAAGCCCCACUCUAAGUGAUUAGUAGGAAAACCUACUUAAAAAGUAUUACUGUAUAAUGUGCUGGUCUUCCAUCCUCUGAGGAGUUAGUAGGACUAAAAUAUUUUCAUGAGGAACGUGGCUCUGCAAAAAAUACUUCAGGAUAUUGGGAUAGUAAAACCUGAGUACUUUAUAGCCAAGUGAUUUGGUCUAAAUACCGCUUUUGUUUUCUGACUCUUGUAGUUGACUUCCAUUUAAUUGGAAAUUGUUUUGUGGCUAAAGGAAAAUUGCCUUUUCAGUGUCACAACAUGGCUUUGAGUCAUAAAGGAGGAUGAUAUGCAGUUGAUCCUCACUUUUCACAGGUUCGACGUUUGUGAAUUCUGCUCGCUAGAAUUUAUUUAUAACCCCAAGGUAAUUCCCUGCAGAACCUGUGCAUUUGUUCAUGGACACACGCACUGUGGCGAAAGAUAGGAAGUCUCCUGAUGCGCGUGCUCCAAGCUGAGGUCAAGCAAGACUCCGUUUUUUUUCUAAGAUUGACUUUGCCUCAGCAUCAACAAACUCUUCAUCUAAGAUUGGUUCCUGUGUGUCAUAUAUUUACAAGUCAGUGGAAAUUACAAGUCAGCACAUACAAGCUGAAAAGCCAAAUAAGGAAAUGUAAUCCUUCUCUUGACAGUUCUAAUUUAACUUGGCUAAAGCCAGUUUUUAGGUUGACUUGGGCAGAAAAGUGAAAAGAGAAUGCUCCACUUUAACCGGUGUCCGCAUCUGAAACAAAUAGCCCAGAAAUGUUUUCCUAGUGUACAUGUUAGAACGGAUAAACAUGUGCAGCUGUUUCUUUCAAGAACCUUUGCACUUGCAGAAUUCAGGAAGUCAUGGCACUCAACCCACUCUCUUGUCGGAGACAAAAAUAUUAUCCUGAUGGGACCUCCUGGUGCUGGGAAAACAACAGUAGGCAGAAUAAUAGGUCAGAAACUAGGUUGUUGUGUCAUAGAUGUGGAUGAUGAUAUCCUUGAAAAAACCUGGAAUAUGAGUGUGUCUGAAAAAUUACAGGAUGUUGGUAAUGAGCAAUUUUUAGAAGAGGAAGGAAAAGCUGUGUUAAACUUCUCUGCAUCUGGAAGUGUGAUUUCCCUUACUGGGUCCAAUCCAAUGCAUGAUGCUAGCAUGUGGCAUCUGAAGAAAAAUGGGAUAAUUGUAUACCUGGACGUACCUCUAAUAGAUCUAGUCAGUCGUUUAAAAUUCAUGCAAGUAGAUAGGAUUGUAGGUCAGAAUGCUGGCACAUCUAUGAAAGACUUACUUAAAUUUAGAAGACAGUAUUAUAAGAAAUGGUACGAUACCCGUGUUUUUUGUGAAAGUGGGGCUUCCCCAGAGGAGGUAGCUGACAAAGUGCUUAAUGCAGUUAAAAGAUACCAAGAUGUGGACUCAGAAACGUUCAUUUCAACAAGACACAAUUGGCCUAAAGACUGCGAGCAGAAGGUCUCAACAAAAUUCUUUAGUGAAGCAGUGAUUGAGGGGUUAGCUUCUGAUGGUGGACUCUUCGUUCCUGAGAAGGAGUUUCCAAAAUUAAACUGUAGGGAGUGGAAAAGCCUAGUAGGAGCAACCUACAUAGAAAGAGCACAAAUACUAUUGGAAAAGUGUAUACAUCCUGCUGACAUACCUGCUGCCAGAUUGGGAGAAAUGAUUGAAACUGCUUAUGGGGAAAACUUUGCCUGCUCAAAAAUCGCCCCUGUCAGGCACCUUUCAGGCAACCAGUUCAUCCUGGAGCUGUUCCAUGGACCAACAGGAUCAUUUAAAGAUUUGUCUUUACAGCUUCUGCCUCAUCUGUUUGCACACUGUAUUCCACCAAGCUGCAAUUAUAUGAUACUUGUAGCUACGUCAGGAGACACGGGCAGCGCAGUCUUAAAUGGUUUUAGUCGUAUUAAUAAGAAUCACAAGCAAAGAAUAGCCGUGGCCACAUUUUUCCCUGAAAAUGGAGUAAGUGAUUUUCAAAAAGCACAAAUAAUUGGCAGCCAGAAAGAAAAUGGGUGGGCAGUGGGUGUCAAGUCAGAUUUUGAUUUUUGCCAGACAGCUAUAAAAAGAAUUUUUAAAGAUUCUGACUUUACUGGCUUUCUUAUUAUGGAACAUGGAACUAUCUUAAGUUCAGCUAAUUCCAUCAACUGGGGCCGACUGCUUCCCCAAGUAGUUUAUCAUGCUUCUGCAUAUCUUGAUCUUGUUAGCCAAGGAUUUAUUUCUUUUGGAAGCCCAGUGGAUGUCUGUAUUCCCACAGGAAACUUUGGUAACAUUUUAGCAGCAGUGUAUGCCAAAAUGAUGGGAAUCCCUAUUCGAAAAUUUAUUUGUGCCUCUAAUCAGAACCAUGUUCUGACUGAUUUUAUAAAAACAGGACAUUAUGAUCUGAGGGAAAGAAAAAUAACUCCUACCUUUUCACCAUCAAUAGAUAUUCUUAAAGCUUCAAACCUGGAACGACAUUUACACAUGAUGGCUAAUAAAGAUGGAGGGUUAAUGACGAAAUUAUUUAAUCAACUAGAAGAGCAGCAGCACUUCCAGAUAGACAAGAUGCUAGUCGAGAAACUUCAGCAGGAUUUUGUAGCCGACUGGUGCUCUGAGAGAGAGUGCCUUGCAGCUAUUCAUUCCACCUACAGUACUUCAGGGUAUAUUCUGGAUCCACACACUGCGGUUGCAAAAGUGGUUGCGGACAGAAUGCAAGACAAAACUUGCCCAGUGAUUGUCUCAUCUACAGCUCAUUACUCAAAGUUUGCACCUGCUAUCAUGCAGGCUUUAAAGAUUAAAGAAAUCAACCAUACUUCAUCAAGUCAGCUUUAUUUACUGAGUUCAUACAACGCAUUACCUCCACCUCAUGAAGCUUUAUUAGAAAGAAUGAAGCAGCAAGAGAAGAUGGAGUACCAGGUCUGUGCAGCUGAUGUGGACGUCCUAAAGAAUCAUGUGGAAAAACUAAUACAAAAUCAAUUCAUAUAAAAAUGUUUUGAGUAAAAUAUUUUUUUCUGGUGAUAAGCAUGCGAUAAUAAAUCACAAACAUUGAUUUGGAGUA
This is a messenger RNA of Herpailurus yagouaroundi (jaguarundi), 4097 nucleotides long. It is a transcript of the gene THNSL1, whose product is annotated as threonine synthase like 1. Lineage: Eukaryota; Metazoa; Chordata; Mammalia; Carnivora; Felidae. The transcript is spliced from 3 exons. Bases 1793 to 4024 code for a protein of 743 amino acids. The record is from RefSeq and is a predicted model, not a curated record. Gene Ontology annotation, cellular component: cytoplasm.